Molecule: messenger RNA, 1385 nt
Organism: Sclerotinia trifoliorum
Lineage: Eukaryota; Fungi; Ascomycota; Leotiomycetes; Helotiales; Sclerotiniaceae
Source: the annotation of a GenBank genome assembly
CUGAUACUUAGCGACUAAUCUUUUCCAUGUCUCUUUACAUCCAGGCGUUCAUUGCUGUACCAAAAGCACCGGAAGAUGAACAAUUUUCCUGGUUUUAGAUUGCACGUAUUCACGGUUAGAUUGGAAUCCAACAGCUCCACAAAUUGUCUAUUGUAGCCACGACGAAGUACUGUUCCCAAUCUGGCAUCUUCCAUAUCCAGUCUUUUACGAGCAAGUUCUAGUUAGUCAUGUUCAAGUAAUUACCGCUAAAUAUAACGAUGCCACUUACACUACCGGCGCCAAGAAUUUCCGUAUUCCAUAUUGGGACUGGUCCGCUGUUCCUGUCCUUUAUCCGUUGUCGGUGACGCCACAAUCCAAAUCACUAUAGCUUCUGUUACUCAAAAUGUUACCAACCCUCUCCCCCUUUACGAAUUUCAGCAGUCUCCCUUGAACGGAACUUCAUUUCCUACGACGGGCACCAGCGCAGCGGAUCGAGACUUGGCUCAAGAUCCUACCACGUUGAGGGUCCCUCCGUGGAGAACACUCAUGGAGCUGUACAUGUUGCUAUUGAAGUUACGUACGGACACAUGAGUCAGUUGAGUUAUUCUGCCUCUGAUCAAUAUUUGGCUUCACCACGCAAAUGUGGACCAUCUUUCUGCAAUGUGGCAAGCAAGCUAUCCAGAUGUGCAGAUGCUUCUAACCUCUGAUCAGAUCGAUACUUUUAUUAUCGCCAUAGGUACCAGCGAUAUCUCAGCAUCACCUUUGACCCUAUUCUAUCGACCUGAUGGAGAGACACCUUGGACAUCGGAUGCUGCUCGCCCACCACUUUCGAAUACUCGUAUCCUUCGGUUCCAGAUGCGAUCAUCACAAACGCGAGUGACCUUUCCGCCAAUGUUACUGCAACCCCCAAUGCCUUAUACGACCCUCGGGAGAGUUUGGCAGCUCAAAGAAGAAGAGAUGAGAAGAGAGAGUGGUCGGUGGCUAUUCAGGUAUUGGCUACAGCACAUGGCGAGAGAUUCCAUGUCAGGUUGUGUACCAAAGGCGCUCCUGUAGCUUCUUUUCGUGUUUUGCCGCCCUCUGUUUCGGAUGGGAAAAUCCCACCAAGUUUGACGUACCACAACGAAUUCACUUUAGCAGAUGCUAUUAAGGCCGUCGUACCACUAAAAUUGAGGACGUAGCUGACUAUUUGAAGACUAAUCUACGGUGGACUGUUGAAAAGAGGAAUGGGGCGGUGGUACCCACGGAACUGGUCUCAGGCUUGAUUAUCACCGUUCAAGACGAGAUUUUUACCCACCCAACAGACGACACGCAACUGCCUGGUAGGUUAUAGUACGUGAUCUUGACCUGUUACUAACGAGCAAAUUGCUAGCCUAUGGAACAAAGACUCUCCACCCUGAGAUAACUAG